UAACUGAAAAACAGACAACUGAGCUUAUGGGAUAUCAGUCUCUUCAGUGCGCUCAUUUGGUGAGGAACAUCGAAAAACAUAGUUAGCCAACUGAUUUAUUCAGGGAAACACGAAUAAAAAUGGCGAAACCAGUUUUGUACUAUGCUACACUUAGCCCACCAUCGCGUGCUGUUUUACUGACAGCAAAUUUGCUUGGCCUCGAUUUGGAAUUACGUCCAGUUAACCUACUGAAAGGCGAACACCUAACAGACGAUUUCAUUAAAAUGAAUCCACAACAUACCAUUCCCACUAUGAUAGAUGCAGAUGGCGCAGUGGUAUAUGAUUCUCAUGCCAUUUGUGGUUACUUGGUGGACAAGUAUGGACAGGAUGACAAAUUGUACCCAAAGGAUCUGGUAAAACGUGCGCAAGUGAAUGCACGUCUGCAUUUUGAUUCUGGACAUUUAUUUGCACGUUUGCGUUUUCUUUAUGAGCCGAUUCUAUACUACGGUUCAACCGAUUGCUCCAUGGAUAAAAUCGCCUAUAUUCAGAAGACGUAUGAAAUCAUGGAGGAAAUGCUAAAGGAACACCCUUAUGUAUGUGGUGAGGAUUUGACAAUUGCCGAUCUCUGUUGUGUGGCAACGAUAACUUCUGUUGACGAAGUCGCCCCUAUUGAUGAGUUCAAGUUUCCCAAAUUGUUAGCUUGGAUGAAACGUUUAUCGGAACUACCUAAUUACCAAAAAAUCAAUCAAGAGGGUGCUGAUGAACUGAAGAAAGUCUUUAAAGAAAUUUUAACCAACAAUCGCACAAAACAAAAGUAAUCACGGCUUUGGAUAUUUAUCGCUAUAAUUACUGUUAUUUUUUCGCAACUCAAAAUCGUUUCAUAACAUGAUUUAAGAUUAGUUUUAGAGUAACAGAUUAAUACUUGUGCAAUAAAUUGUGAAAUGUUGAAGUUUAAA
Molecule: messenger RNA, 935 nt
Organism: Bactrocera neohumeralis
Lineage: Eukaryota; Metazoa; Arthropoda; Insecta; Diptera; Tephritidae
Gene: GstE12
Product: glutathione S-transferase 1
Exons: 3
Coding region: 120-797 (225 amino acids)
Biological process (GO): glutathione metabolic process
Molecular function (GO): glutathione transferase activity
Source: RefSeq, a predicted model, not a curated record